UGCUGUUUGGCGUCCACGGGUGAAGAGAAAGAGUAGCUGUGUGUUCUGAGGUGAGGCUUGGGAACGUCGAAGAGUGCUUUACGAAAUUGGUGUCGCUCUCACCUCUCCUUACCGCACGCCAUUUUGAAGUGGGUUGUGUGUCUUCAAAGAAGACGCUAUGACAAGCACAGAAACUGAGACGACAAGCAACAGUGCUGACCAAGCUAACACCGAAACUAAGGGGGAUAUCCCCUCCACACAGUCGGCAAGAAGUCCACCUUCCGUGCAUAAAACUGACUACGAAAAAGACACUGUAUAUUUGUAUCAGUUUGUACGAUGCCCUGUCUUGCCCUCUCUGUCACCAUUCUGUCUCAAAGUGGAAACGUGGUUGCGAAUGACAGGACUGAAAUACGAGAAUGUGGAUCACCGGCUGAAAUUCAAGUCCAAGAAAGGCCAGUUGCCGUUUGUGGAAUUGAAUGGAGUUGAAAUAGCCGAUUCGGACAUCAUCAUUAGCGAGCUGAGCAAACAGUUUGAUAAAGACCUUGAUGAAGACCUCACCGUUGACCAGAAAAAUAUCAGUCACGCUUUCAACUCGAUGCUCAACAACCACACAUCUUGGGUGAUGCGUUGGUGGCGCUACAGUCAUCCAGGCCAGUUUUUAAAGACUGCACAACUUGAUGUGAAACAAGCUGUAAAUUCAGCGCUACCUAAAAGCAUCAUCCAGUUCUUCUUCAAGAUGAGUUUCAGAAGUAACAUCAAAAAGGCUGUUGGCCAUGGACUGGGUCGCCAUAGCCGUGAAGAAAUUCUGCAGUUUGGAAAAGACGACCUGAAAGUAUUAUCUGAGUAUCUCCAGGACAAGCCCUUCUUCUUUGGAAAUGAACCACAUCUUCUGGACUGCGUGGCCUUCUCUCACUUGUGCCAGUUUUAUUUCGUAAGUUUUGGGGACAUGAAAGAAUACAUGGAUUCUGACUGCGCCAACCUAGUCAGCUUUCUGGAGAGGAUGAAGGAACGUUAUUGGCCAGAUUGGGAAGAGAUGACAGGAUCAUUGGAGUUGAAUACUCACUUACCAAAGAAGAAACUUGAAAAAGAGGAAGAAGAGAAAGAAAAAAAAGAAAAUGAGAUUGAUACGGAAGAGAAGGACAAGGAAGGAAAGAAAGACAUAGAAGAGAAAGAGAAAGAAGAAAAGCUUACAGAUAUCAAGGAGGAAACACCUAAGGAAAAUCCAAAAGAAGAAAGUGAGAAAAAAGAAUAGGGAUAAAAUUAUUAGUCGUUUUGUGAUCAUAAUAGACUUAAAUAAAUAACCGUUUUGUGGGUCACAAUAUCGACUUUGUUUCCAGUCAUCUUGGCGUGGCUAGUGGCCCUGCGCGUUAGGCCUCGUGGAAAGAUAUUUAGGUAUUAUGUGAAUUUUGCAUUUUUUUCAUUCCAAAUGUCAGGUCAGUAUUAACUACUCUGUAAAUGCUCACCUCCCCCCUUUUAUAUUGUAGCUGAUGAAUAUGCUUAGCUUACACACCUGGCAGCUGUGUUGCUCAAUGUAUUACAAAAUGCUCAGCUUCUGUGCAGCACCUCCCAUUAGAAAUCUGGAUUCUUACUUAAUCUCUCACAAGGGGAUUUUUUGGGGGGUUCAAUUUGGAUGUAUACGUGUAAAAAUGAGGGGCAUGUUUUGCAAAGCUAUUUUAACUCCAUGGGUUUUAAUAUAUAAUCUCUUUUCUGAGACUAGCAAUUAAAUCUCUGAUUUAUAUACAGAUAUAUACAAGUUGACACAGCAUGUGGAUCUAGUUGGUGGAGUUGUGAUUUUAGCAUUCUGUAAACAAAAGAGUAAACUGAACGACAAUUUUGUGGACAAGUCAAUCUUUAUAAAACAUUCGUGUGUUUUUAUGCUGCAUCGCCUUCUUCGUUUGUGAAGCAAGUAAACGUUGUCUGAUAUAUUUUUGUUUUAUAAAUGUCAAAAUAGUUUGUAACCAACGAUAUUGUGAUUAAAAUAUUGACUGUAA
Limulus polyphemus (Atlantic horseshoe crab) is the source of this 1970-nucleotide messenger RNA. Its product is annotated as failed axon connections-like. Gene Ontology annotation, cellular component: cytoplasm. Lineage: Eukaryota; Metazoa; Arthropoda; Merostomata; Xiphosura; Limulidae. The record is from RefSeq and is a predicted model, not a curated record. The transcript is spliced from 5 exons. The coding region runs from base 158 to 1231 and encodes 357 amino acids.